CAUGACAUGCAUUUAUGCGGGACAGAACAGAUUGAAAAGGAGGGAGAGAUGAUUUGAACGAUCAGCUUUCAAUGACGAUGAUGAUGACCAGCUCACGCUUUAUGCAGUGUCGAUGAGGAGGGCGGGUUCUAUCUAUUCAUCUGCGGACUCUUUGGGGAACAUAAAAACGGGGAAUCGAUCUGCGCAAUUUUGUUCUUUUUGUUGCUUGCUUUUCCCGCCUUUGCUUUUCUUCUUCUUCACUUUUUCCUCUUGUUACUUUGAAGAUGUUGCUCGGACUGGAACAGCGAGAGCGAGAACAAGAAAACAAAAGCUUGAACUGGACAUGUUCGUUCAUACCCGGAUGUCGAGAGGAUUGGCGGGCAUGGAUGCGAUGUGCCUUGGCUGGAAGCCCAGGCACGGGGGGAACAACGCAGAGCAGAGGAAAAGCAAAAGAUCAGACAAUGAUUGGCAUGGGGCGGAAUGUAGCCGCUUUGAAGCGAGUCUAUUUGAUAGAGGGCGAGGCAAAAUAAAAAAGGGUUUCUAUUUAUUUUGACGAUGACGAUGAUGUGACUGUUUGUGUGAAAUUGUGUUGCCUGUGACUGUGACUGUGACAAGGCAGCGGGAUUUGGAAAUGUUUGUGCCUGGAAGGCGCCCUUUGAGAUGCAUGAGUGCUGCCUGCCGUGCCCAGGCCGGAUAUAUUAUAUCGCGCACCCUGUCCGCUGAGUUGUGAGUCUUGUUUUUUUUUUUUUUUUCAUU
Molecule: messenger RNA, 735 nt
Organism: Trichoderma harzianum CBS 226.95
Lineage: Eukaryota; Fungi; Ascomycota; Sordariomycetes; Hypocreales; Hypocreaceae
Exons: 1
Coding region: 113-532 (139 amino acids)
Source: RefSeq, a predicted model, not a curated record